GCCACACACCGGCCGCGUCCAGCCGAGCACCGGGGCCCGAAGACUUGUUGUAAAAAGUCAAAAUAUAGUCGCGAAGAAAAAGUUGGUUCGCGCGCGUUUCCUCCGUUUAUUCGUCCCUGCUGUCGCGUUGGUGGUGGGAUGGUUUACGUUUCUUCUGGGAGCUGUCUGAACUGUGAGAGAAGGUGGUUUAUGUCCUCUUAUUAAGGUACUAUCCUUAAAAAAAAAACACUGUAACAACAGACCGUUGGGAUAUCAUGGUGAUCAUGACCGAGAGCAGCCGGGGGACUCAGCCCAGCUCUGCCCAGGGAAGGCCACUGCAGGUCGGCUUCUAUGAGAUCAUCCGCACCCUGGGCAAGGGAAACUUUGCAGUGGUGAAACUGGCCCAACAUAAAGUCACCAAAACACAGGUGGCUAUUAAGAUCAUUGACAAGACCAGACUGAACCCCUCCAACCUGGAGAAAAUAUACAGAGAGGUGCAGAUUAUGAAGCUGCUAAACAACCCCCAUAUCAUCAAACUCUACCAGGUCAUGGAGACUAAAGACAUGCUGUAUAUUGUGACAGAAUAUGCGAAGAACGGAGAAAUGUUUGACCACCUGACCUCAAAUGGCCGUAUGAGUGAAGAUGAGGCCCGAAAGAAGUUUUGGCAGAUUCUUACAGCGGUGGACUACUGCCAUCGACACCACAUCGUUCACCGUGACCUAAAAACCGAGAACCUGUUGCUUGAUGCAAACAUGAACAUCAAACUGGCUGACUUUGGAUUUGGAAACUUCUACAAUUCAGGGGAGCCUCUGUCUACAUGGUGUGGCAGCCCGCCUUAUGCUGCCCCUGAAGUGUUUGAAGGGAAAGAGUAUGAGGGGCCACAUCUGGACAUUUGGAGCCUGGGUGUGGUACUUUAUGUUCUUGUCUGUGGUUCGCUUCCAUUUGAUGGACCCAGCCUUCCUGCACUCAGACAGAGAGUCACAGAGGGACGAUUCAGAAUCCCUUUCUUCAUGUCUCAAGACUGUGAAAACCUGAUCCGUAAGAUGCUGGUGGUAGACCCAGCUAGGAGGAUCAGCAUGGCCCAGAUCAAGCAGCACCGCUGGAUGCUGGCAGACCCAACAGCCGCCCAGCAGACCCUUAGCCAUUCCCUGACAGACUACAACUCCAACCUGGGGGACUACAGUGAACCAGUGCUAGGCAUCAUGAACACACUGGGCAUCGACCGCCAAAAGACUAUCGAGUCUCUACAGAGCAGCAGCUAUAAUCACUUCUCUGCUAUCUACUACCUGCUGCUGGAGAGAGUGAGAGAGCAUCGCACCCAGCAACUCAGUCGCCAGUGUGGGACCUGGAGCCAGAGACCCAGGAGCACCUCUGACUCCACCGGCCCAGAGGUGAACAUGGAGUCCACCGACAGCUUUAGAACCACAGCCUUUUCAAUUCCAGCCAAAAGCACUCCUCCAGUGUACCCGGAGAUGGAGUAUGACCAAGGUGGAUUGUUCCAGCGUGUGGUGUUUCCAGUGGAGGCCAGUCUGAACAGGCUGCUCUGGAACCGCUCCAUUUCACCCAACAGCCUGUUGGAGACGAGCAUCAGCGAGGAGGUGCGACCCAGAGACCUGGAGGAGGAGGAGGCAACGAAAACUCUCGGGCCUCUGCUCCCUCCCAGUACCACAUCCCGCAGACACACACUGGCUGAGGUGUCGGCCCGUUUCCACCAGUGCAACCCUCCAUGUAUCGUGGUCAGUCCCUCAGAUGGUGCCUCUUCUGACGGCUGUCUGAAGUCCUCAUCCAGUCCAGCCCCCAGGUUGCAGGCGGCUAUGGGUGAGAUGUCAACACUUCUGGCCUUUGGGAAUGAGAGUGGAGCUCUGCUGCCUGCUGGAACUCCCAUGACCCUCUCCUCCCACCUCCUGCCCCAGGCCCAGGGCAGCCUGCCUGCUGCCAGCUUCCAGGAGGGCCGCAGAGCCUCUGACACCUCCCUCACACAAGGCCUCAAAGCUUUCCGCCAGCAGCUGAGGAAAAGCACACGCACUAAAGGGCUCCUGGGAUUAAAUAAGAUCAAGGGUCUGACGAGACAGGUUGUUCCUCUAACCUCUAGUAACCGUGGCAGCCGAGGGUCACUGGGCCCAGCUCUCUGUGAGCACCGCAGCAUGCUGGAGGAGGUGCUGCACCAGCAAAGGAUGCUACAGAUCCAGCACCAGCCUCAGGUGCAAGCUGCUCAGACAGGACCUACACAGAAUCCCCUUCUCUUUGUGGCCCAGCAGCAGUCACCCUCUCCUCCACCUACUGCAGUGUUUGCUUCGUCCUCCAUGUUUGCCACACCCACCCCCUCCACCCUGCCUUCUCAGCAAGCUUCGGUGGGUUUACAGCAUGGCCCCUGGAAACAAACCCUCAACACUUCCACCUCUGGCUGCUCCUCACCCUCCUCAUCCUGUUACGCUGCUUCUCUGUCCCCCGUGGCCUCCGCUGCUUACCUUCUCGAGGCUCGUCUGCACAUCAGCCAGCAAACACAUCCUCCCCCCCACAUCAGCCUCCAACAGCAGCCCCAGUCUGCAACACAAGGCACCUUCCCCAUCCUGGUUAAACCUGCUGUGUGGAGCAUGGGCUCGGCCUCCAGCACAGACCCUGACAUGCAGGAGUUGGGUUUGACUGCACAGCAGAAGCUCAGUAGCUGUGUGAUGGUGAAGUAAAGCAUCAGCCAUUGACACCAGACAUUGUUUUCUUUGUGGAAGAAAAAGUCUUGAUUUCGAAGAAAAGAGAGCAGAAGUGAGGAGAAAGAACAAAACGCUGAUGUAAGCGACAAAUGUACACUUUAUUUAACAAGAUGCGGUACACGUAUGAGAAUGUGGCCACACACGUGUGUAUGUUGUGUACACUUUUGAUAUCAUAUAAGCUAAAGACUGAGCAAUAACCAAACUCUGGACAAGGCGUUGAACCAGUAUCAGACUGCCAGAGAAGCAAUAAUAGACUGAAAGACUCUCGUUAGCUCCCUUGAAUUAAAUGAGAGCUGACGCUAGCCAAUACAAUUAUUUCUCACACGUUUUGAUGCUGUCUAAGUUAACUUUUUGAUUUUGUUGAAUACAAGAAGGCUCCCCCUUCCUCAUUGUUUUUUAGAGACUUCUUGUGUCAUUUCCUGUUUUUCACUUGACUGGACAGAAGACCAAAAUUCUUUUUUUUCCCUCAUUUCUCCCACAUUGUUUGCCUUUUUAAAGAGACUUUUAAGAUUUCUCUGUAGCAGUGCAAUGAACAUGCAGUAUAGUGCCCUAAGCUUCACUGAAGGAGUUGAUUUGUAUUGGAACUCUGAUUUUAUUUGUUAUUAUAGCUACGUAAAUGCUGCUUUUACCUCAAGUCGCAAAAAGACUGCUACAUCCUCAUCAGCCAAAAAUGAAAGACAUUGGUGUCUGGCUGAUUGAGUAAAGCACAACAGGUACAUCACCUUACAUAUGUGGAAACGUCCAUCCAUAUUCCCUGCGUUUGAUAAGCACCUUCUUGUUAGAUGCUUUUACUACCUCCACAGGCAAGAAUUUGGAAAGCUGUAAAAAUAAUCCCCUAACAAAAAGUUGCCAAUCCCAAAAUAUCAGAGGAAUGACAAUUUCCAUAUGGACAGAACAAAGACUGUGGGAACCGUGCAAUAUUUCACAUUGAAAUACAAAGGAAGGAUUAGGCUCUGCAUAGGAUGGUCAAAAUGUACAUUUGCCUGAGGUUUUUGUGUUAAUACUUUUCAUUUGUCUGUUUGCUGUGCUAACUAGUUGACUAGAACAGGUACUAGUUAUGUAAAAUAAUAAUGUGAUACUGUAUUUAUAGAAAGACUCGCAUUGCAUUUCAAAAUGCUGUUUCUUCACACAGUAUGCUUGUAGUUCUUUAACUGAAAGGAAGAAUAUGGGUUUUACCAAAGAGCCAACAGCACAAGAGAUGGGUGAUCUAUCACAGAUACACUACUGACUUUUCACUUUGAAUUCUGUUUCAAAAUGGUGGUUAGCGAGCAUAUAUUUCACAUGAUCUCCUUAGCUUCAGCUUUGAGAACUCAUGCAUCCAUCAAAUCUCAAUGCUACACAUAUUGUGAAUAAUUCUAGCUUUUACCAAUAGGACCAUGGUGGUAUUCCUUUUUUUGUACUUUUCUAGAAAAGAAAAAAAAAAAAAAAACAGAA
Molecule: messenger RNA, 4121 nt
Organism: Anoplopoma fimbria (sablefish)
Lineage: Eukaryota; Metazoa; Chordata; Actinopteri; Perciformes; Anoplopomatidae
Gene: sik1
Product: salt-inducible kinase 1
Exons: 14
Coding region: 255-2663 (802 amino acids)
Biological process (GO): intracellular signal transduction; microtubule cytoskeleton organization; protein phosphorylation
Cellular component (GO): cytoplasm
Molecular function (GO): protein serine/threonine kinase activity; ATP binding; tau-protein kinase activity
Source: RefSeq, a predicted model, not a curated record